AUGAGCACACUUAUCGGAAACGGUGUUGAGCGAUUAAGAACGGUGUGGACGCCUGAAAUGGAUCAGUAUUUCAUCGAACUGAUGUUGGAGCAAGUGAGAAAAGGCAACAGAUUCGAGGAUCACUUGUUUAGCAAACGCGCUUGGAAGUCCAUGUCUUCCUCCUUCACUGCGAAAUUCAGGUUUCCCUGUGGGAAAGAUGUUUUGAAAAACCGGCACAAGACGUUGAGGAACUUGUUCAAAUCCGUCAAGAAUCUUUUGAAAGAAGAUGGCUUUAGCUGGGAUGAAGCGAGACAGAUGGUGAUCGCUGAUAACAGCGUUUGGGAUGUGUAUCUCAAGGGUCAUACUAAUUUAAGAUCUUUUCGGAUAAAGUCGAUACCUUAUUACAAAGAUCUGUGUUUGAUUUACACUGAUGGAAUCUCUGAGCAGAAAGAUCAGGAGAAUAUUACUGAUGGAGAAACCAACACUCUGAUUGAGGAAGAUGAAGGUUACAACAGAGUAUGUGAAUCAGCAACAACGAUCAAAUCUAACUCAAAAGGAAGCAGCAUAGCACGGUGCAGGACUACUUGGCAUCCUCCAAUGGACCGCUAUUUCAUCGAGCUGAUGUUGGACCAAGCGAGAACCGGAAACCAGAUUGACGGUGUUUUCAGGAAACAAACAUGGACUGAGAUGGUUAAUCUCUUCAACGUCAAGUUCGAGUCUAACUUCAAUGUUGAUGUCUUGAAGAAUCGGUAUAAGACUCUGAGAAGACAAUUUAAAGCGAUCAAGAGUCUUCUUCGAUCAGAUGGGUUCGGUUGGGAUGAUGAGCGUCAAAUGGUUACAGCCGAUGAUAAUGUCUGGCAAGACUUUAUAAAGGCUCAUAGAGAUGCGAGGCAAUUCAUGACUCGGCCAAUUCCAUACUACAAAGAUCUGUGUGUGCUUUGUGGCGAUUCAGGGAUCGAGGAUAAUGACUGCUUCGUAGCUAUGGACUGGUUUGACCCCGAAACCGAGUUUCAAGAGUUCAAGUCCAGUGGAACAACAGAUUUGUCUCUUUCAGCCGAGGAAGAAGAUAGCAACUCUCUUUUGACUGAACCUAAUAAGAAAAGGGAUCAUCAACUUGGUACUACGGACACAAGCCCUAUAAUCCCGAAGAAGCCUCGAGUUGAUGAAACCAAAACCAUGGCAAUAGAGGACGCGGUUGAGGCUAUUCAAGCGUUACCAGACAUGGACGAGGAGCUUAUAUUAGAUGCUUGCGAUCUGCUUGAAGAUGAACUCAAAGCCAAAACUUUCUUGGCUCUAGACGUGAAACUACGCAAGAAGUGGUUGUUAAGGAAACUCCGGCCUUAA
Molecule: messenger RNA, 1323 nt
Organism: Thlaspi arvense
Lineage: Eukaryota; Viridiplantae; Streptophyta; Magnoliopsida; Brassicales; Brassicaceae
Source: the annotation of a GenBank genome assembly